GAGAUACCGUGAAGUGAUCCUGACUGAAUUAGCUAUAGUUUAUCAGUUAAUUUUCUUUUAGUUUUUAAAAUCCAUGUUCAGUGUUUUUGAGAUGCAAAAUCCCAUUUGAUGAUUAAAGUUUUUGUGCAGAAUACUUUAACUAGGUAUGUGCUAAAGGAUUAUUAUCUGCAGUAAAGAAAAUUAUCACCAUGAAGAGUUGGUUGGAAGCCAGUGGCAUGGACGACGGGUCCAUGUCCUGUUUGCUCUCAGAACCACGGGAAGCAUUGCUUCCCAUCACGGGAAGAGAGAACUUGGCUCCGAGAAAAAGGGACAGAACAUUGGAGCCGUGUGCACUUUCGGAGGAAGCUUACCUAUCAAGCAGUGCUGGCUCCCCUUGCGCUGGUCUCUCGAGAGAAGAACGUCGCAGACGACGCCGAGCUACCUUAAAGUAUAGAACUGCCCACGCCACAAGAGAAAGAAUCCGCGUCGAAGCUUUCAAUGCAGCAUUUGGCGCCCUGAGAAGAUUACUGCCUACCUUACCACCAGACAAAAAACUGUCAAAAAUCGAAAUUCUCAGACUCGCUAUAUGUUAUAUCGCUUAUCUCAAUCACGUGUUGGAUGCGUAAGUCAUAAAACUGAUAGGGAAACCUAAUCAGUUAAUGUGUUAGAUAUCAUUAAUUUAUUAGUCCCGGCUGCAAUUGUGCCGGACAAAAGGCUAGGUCUGGACUAGUAACAUUACUGAUGAAGAGUGGUUGUAACAUUUAAUGUGCGAACCUCCUUCUAAGAGGUGCGAUGAUGAUGUUGUUGAUUAUAAGUGUCGCUCUAUUAUAGUAUAUGUGUACCAACUAAGACUCUCUAAAUAUAUAGUCUCGCAAUAAAACGUAUUUCUCAAUCUUUCUUCUUAUUAUUAUUUUACAUAGUUUGCAUGUUAUAUCGUGUGUAUGUUAUAUGUAUUGUAUGUACCUCUAUGUUAUAUCGUUGAACAAAUUCUAGUCAUAAUUGUCUAUUCAGUGUGUUUGUGUAAAUAUCAGUCGGUAAAAUAAAAAACUUAAUAAAAA
This is a messenger RNA of Spodoptera litura, 1037 nucleotides long. It is a transcript of the gene HLH4C, whose product is annotated as Helix loop helix protein 4C. Gene Ontology annotation, biological process: regulation of transcription by RNA polymerase II. Gene Ontology annotation, molecular function: DNA-binding transcription factor activity, RNA polymerase II-specific; RNA polymerase II cis-regulatory region sequence-specific DNA binding; protein dimerization activity. Lineage: Eukaryota; Metazoa; Arthropoda; Insecta; Lepidoptera; Noctuidae. The record is from RefSeq and is a predicted model, not a curated record.